AGCCGAAAGCUUCUACCGCACUGGCCUGGAUAUCACUAAGGAAUCAUUUGAGCGAUUAUCAACAAAGUUGGUCUGAUAAUUUGAACCAAGAUGGCAGCCUACGCGUUGCCUCUGCCGGCUAGGUGUUUAUCACGAUAUCUAUUGAAAUGGUCAAGUUUAAUGAAAAACAGAAGUUGGUGUUGCAAGGUCUUUGUUGUUAGAGGUUGUGCAACAAGGGCUGAUGAUGCAUCAGUACCCACCAUUCCUGCCGCACAGAAAUCUAGCGUCCUUCUGGACUACUAUGACAGUAUGGUUGGGCACGGCUCACUUCGAGAGGACAGACACCAGAGAUCCGUCCUUCUUCAGUUAGACCAGUUACAGAGAGUUUUGAGGGCAUACGACAAUACUCAACUACUUAAGGUGAGAGACAGGGACAUUAUGGUAGGCCUAAAUCGACAAAGACAUGUUGAAGAUACAACUGGCACAGAGCACAAAACUGAAGACACAGAAGCCGAGCAGCUGCUGUCGAGGCCCAAGCCACCCAGGGGCCUCUACGUCCACGGCAAUGUAGGCACUGGGAAGACCAUGCUGAUGGACAUGUUUUACUCUCACGUUGAGAGCAGUCGGAAGAAGAGGGUCCACUUCAAUGCGUUCAUGCUGGACAUCCACAAAAGGAUCCAUCGGCUGAAACAGUCCCUGCCAAAACGGAGACUCGGCAAGAUGACCAUGUAUGACCCCAUUGCGCCAAUUGCCCUGGACAUCAGUCGGGAGACCUGCCUCUUGUGCUUUGAUGAGUUUCAGGUCACAGAUGUUGCGGAUGCCAUGAUCCUGAAGCAGCUCUUUGAGACUCUGUUUCGGACUGGUGUUGUGGUGGUGGCCACCUCCAACCGCCCUCCUGAUGAGCUGUAUAGAAAUGGUCUUCAGAGGGCUACCUUUGUGCCUUUCAUCCACAUGCUCAAGGAGCACUGCCAAACAACCUGCUUAGACUCGGGAAUGGACUACAGGAAGAGGGAGAUGCCUGCAGCAGGAGUACUGUACUACCUGACGACCGAACCUGGAGCGGAGAGGGCAGUGGAUCAUCUGUUCCAUGAGCUGGCCCAGGGACAAAAUGACUUUACCCGCCCGCGGGUCCUGACGGUUCUGGGAAGAAAGCUUCACCUGAGCAGAACGUGUGGCUCCAUCGCUGACUGCACUUUCCAGGAGCUGUGUGAUCAGCCUUUAGGUGCCAGUGACUACCUGGAGAUUUCCAGGGUGUUUGACACCGUCUUUAUCCGGAACAUUCCCAGACUCUCUCUGAGAAUGAAGGACCAAGCACGCCGCCUCACCACACUGAUAGACAACUUCUAUGACCAGAAGGUGAGGGUGGUGGUUCUUGCGGAAGCUCCUCUGGAGUCUCUCUUUGACCAAGGCCCUCUGGUCGGGGACGAGGAGAGAGAUCGCGUGCUACUGGAUGACCUGGGCCUUACACAGGAUGCCGGGGACCGUCUCUCCUUAUUCACGGGUGAAGAGGAGAUCUUUGCGUUUCAGAGGACCAUUUCAAGACUGACCGAAAUGCAGACAGAACAGUACUGGCUUCAAGGAGAUCGCAGACCUGACAAGAUGAAAUGAUCCGUUGAGUCGACCAUAACGUUCCCUCACACUACCUCUACUUCUUGCUGAAAUUAAACUCGGAAUUACGUGUGAAUGCAUGCAAAUCAGAGUCCAUGUAUUAAUAUUGUAGGAGGGACUUUAACUCCUUCUGACUAAAAUGGAUGAUCAUGGACAUCUCCUGCCUCAUUUUUACAUUGUACCCUUCAAAUAUUAGGAAUGCUGCCUUCAUACGAAGAUAAACAGCACCACCUUGUGGUUAACUGAAUGUGGUCAGUGUCAGUAACACCCCCUGGGCAAGUGUCACAGCCUUUUAAACUCUUUUUGUAGCCAGCCAAGAGUCUUUUCUUUCUUGUUUUGGGGAUUUUUUUCCUGUUCCAUACUGUUCUGUUUCUUUGACCUCUCCUAUUUGCUGCUAUAAUAAUCUAUAGGUAAAUCUAUAGCGUUUAAUGAUCCUUAAAGGCACAGUCAAUGAUUGUGCAGGAAGUUGUGUUUGUGUAUGUUUAGAUCUAAAUGUAUUACCAGAUGCUUUUGUCCAAAACAACAUACAUGAUAUUUUAAUAAAGGAUCAAACGAAACGUCAGUAUU
Alosa sapidissima (American shad) is the source of this 2154-nucleotide messenger RNA. RefSeq names its product AFG1 like ATPase b (gene afg1lb). The coding region runs from base 91 to 1587 and encodes 498 amino acids. The transcript has 13 exons. Gene Ontology annotation, molecular function: ATP hydrolysis activity; ATP binding. The record is from RefSeq and is a predicted model, not a curated record. Lineage: Eukaryota; Metazoa; Chordata; Actinopteri; Clupeiformes; Clupeidae. Gene Ontology annotation, cellular component: mitochondrion; cytoplasm.